Messenger RNA from Nicotiana tabacum (common tobacco), 537 nucleotides. The record is from RefSeq and is a predicted model, not a curated record. NCBI's taxonomy places the organism in Eukaryota, Viridiplantae, Streptophyta, Magnoliopsida, Solanales, Solanaceae.
AUGGAGAAGAAGGAGCUGAAGGAGCAAAAAGACGGAGUUCAUUUAUUAAAUACUGUCAAUUACAAGGACAUUCAACUACGAUCAGUCUCGUCAGGGGACACGCCAUCGGGCAAGAACGGAGUAGGUAUUUUGAUUGAUAGGGAGCUUAAGGAGCUUGUGGUAGAAGUGAGGAGGGUGAACGACAAGAUGAUGUCUAUCAAGCUAGUCACUGGAGGGCUGACUGUCAAUGUUAUUAAGAAGCUAUUCAUCGAAGGAGAUUUCAACGGCCACAUUGGGGCAGCCGCUGGGGGUUAUGACGAUGUGCAUGUGGGCUUCAGUUUUGGAGAUAGAAACAUUGGUGGAACUUCAUUGUUGGAUUUUGCUACAGCUUUUGAGUUGGUGAUAGCAAACUCAAGCUUCCAGAAUAAGGAGGAGCAUUUGGUCAACUUUCAGAGUUCGGUGGCCAAGACACAAAUUGAUUACCUACUCCUCACGAAGAGUGAUGAUGGUCUAUGCAUUAAUUGCAAGGUUAUCCCGAGUGAGAACCUCAUGACCUAG